AUGUCAUUAGCUACAUUAACAUUUAUCAUAUUUGUGAUGACUCACUAUAAUGUGAUGAUCCUGGUAACUCUGGUUGGAUACUCAGAAUCUCUUGAGUGUUUAAGUUGCUCAGAUGUUGCAAAUAUAGAUGGAUGCAAUGUCACAACAUCAUGUUCAACUGGUCAGUCAUGUAAUCACAAUAUUAAUUCAGGACGUCACAGUCUUGGAUGUGUAAACAAUAAGGAUUGCGAUUCUCAUGCUGCCGUUUCUGCAAUUAUUGGGAGAGAUAUAGCUUCUAGGACAACAUCUACAUGUUUCGAAUGCUGCUCCACCGACCGUUGUAACUUUGCCCUUUGCCAUCAUCCGGAGCCCAAACAAUGUGUGGACGAUGAAUCUGUAGAUUGUGCACAAAUGAACUCACUAUUCAGUAUUUGUAGUGACAUUGUACACGCAAAAAAAGUCUGCGCAAAAUUCUGUGGACUCUGUACGGUUGACGGAAACUGGACUUUAUGGUCAUCUUGGUCCAAAUGUGAUGUUACCUGUGAAAACGGACAUCAAACUAGAGCAAGGACCUGUACGAAUCCGGCACCACUAAACGGCGGUCUUGACUGUGUUGGGGACGGAAUGAUGACAAAAGUUUGUAGGAAAGAUCAACCAUGUCCAGUGCAUGGUGGAUGGAGUGAUUGGUCACAGUGGGGUACAUGUUCAGUUACCUGUGGUAUGGGAAUGCAGCGUCGCACAAGGACCUGCUCUAAUCCGCCACCAAAUCUUGCUGGAAACCAUUGUUUCGGAGAUAACACAGAAUCACAACUUUGCAUGCCUGCACCAUGUGCCAAUGGUGGUUGGAGUGACUGGAAUUCAUGGGGUACAUGUAGUGCUACUUGUGGUGGAGGAAUUAGGUCUCAAACUAGAUCAUGUUCGAAUCCACCCCCGUCACCCUAUGGACAACCUUGUGUUGGAUCAAAUGACAGAGUGGAGUCUUGCUCUAAUAAUAACUGCGAAACAGUACAUUGUGUGACCAAUCAAUGUGUACACGGUCAAUGCUACGAAGUACUUCAUGACUUCCUUUGUUUAUGUCACCCUGGUUACGCUGGUCGAUACUGUAAUAUAUCUUUAUGGAAUUAUUUUUGCUCUCAAAAUCCAUGCAGUCAUGGAACAUGUGAACCAGGAAUUUCUGACUAUAAAUGCAACUGUUUCAGUGGUUAUACAGGAAAGAACUGUGAAAGCACAAACGCCACCGACUGUUACGAUAUACGUCAUAAAAAUAUUGCGAGUAAAAGUGGAGUUUAUAACGUCACCCUGUGGAGAUCUAAAGUUGUUCGAGAGAUAUACUGUGACAUGGAGACAGACAAUGGUGGUUGGACGGUUUUUCAAAAUCGCUUUGAUGGAUCUUUAAAUUUCACAAGAAGCUUUAAAGAAUAUACAGACGGAUUUGGUAGCUACUCAGGAGAGUUCUGGCUAGGAUUAAAAUACAUAGAAGAAAUGGCGGUCAGUUUAGCAACUGAACUAAGAAUUGAUUUGACAGCGGCUGACAACUCAAGUGCUUACGCAGUAUUUCGAAACUUUCAUCUUGGUUCAUCACCUGGAUAUGAACUCCAUAUAGACAAAGGAACUGGAACAGCAGGUUUUAAUAAGUGUUUUAUUCCCCUACCCUAUCUACCGGAUAUCAGUGUAUAUUGA
This is a messenger RNA of Ruditapes philippinarum (Manila clam), 1659 nucleotides long. Its product is annotated as SCO-spondin-like. Gene Ontology annotation, molecular function: calcium ion binding. Lineage: Eukaryota; Metazoa; Mollusca; Bivalvia; Venerida; Veneridae. Bases 1 to 1659 code for a protein of 552 amino acids. The transcript is spliced from 14 exons. The record is from RefSeq and is a predicted model, not a curated record.